GCAUGUGCUAAUGUUUCGACAAGUUAAUGCAUGUUCCAUGUGUUUGCCAACAAGAAACUAUUCUAAUGGUGGAUCAGGAUCGCGACAUCGUCUACGAAAUUUUGAUAUUGGUGCUUUUGUAGAUUUGGAGGGAAUUGGAAAUAUUUUAUACAGGAAUGACAAGUUUCCGAGUAGCAUCUGUUUGGCUUUACAUAGUUGUUUCUAGUGUCGUUGAUCUAGUGAUUCAGUAAGAAUCAUGUGCAUUUGAGAUCUGGAUUGGAAUUUCGCUGAAAAAGUAUUAUGUAGACUUCUGUCACCGAUGAUGAAAUGGACAACUACCAUUCUUAGCGCAGGAAGAACAUGUGAACCUGUGUCUGUUGCUGGUUUUUAAGUAGCUUAAUCAUGUUGUUUUGUACAGAGAGUGGAUCGUAUCAUUCCAAAAAAUUUAGGGGAUCACUUAACAUCACUCAAGAACCCUGAGAAUUUUGUCCACCCUUAGUAUGGACGGGCAGCGGAAGGGUAAUGUUACUCAAAAUGGAAGUGUCAGAGGAUCUGAUAUGCUGUGUACGUUAGCUGAGACUGGAGAAUGUGAUUUCUCGAAAUUGAUGGAGAGGCCGAGGCCUUUGAACAUGGAAAGGAAGAGGUCGCUUGAUGAACGAUCCCUCAAUGAGUUGUCGAUUGCACUCUCUCCUCAUCUCUCCUCAAGAAAUGCUGAGAAUUCUUCCCGCUUUACUGACCCCUUUGGUUACUUUCUGUCGCCCGAUAGAAGGUCGGGCUAUAAUACCCCAAGGCUAGAGAAUGGAUUUGAGACCCAUCCUAUGGUUGCUGAAGCUUGGGAAGCACUUAGGAGAUCAUUAGUAUAUUUCCGAGGCCAACCAGUGGGGACUAUUGCUGCAUUGGAUAAUUCUGAAGAGAACCUUAAUUAUGAUCAGGUCUUUGUGAGAGAUUUCUUUCCUAGUGCAUUGGCUUUCCUGAUGAAUGGAGAAUCUGAAAUAGUCAAAAACUUCAUAUUGAAGACUCUUCGCCUCCAAUCUUGGGAGAAGAAAAUCGAUAGAUUCCACCUAGGAGAAGGAGUAAUGCCAGCUAGUUUCAAAGUGCUCCAUGAUCCGGUCAGGAAUAACGAAACUCUGAUAGCUGAUUUUGGAGAGAGUGCAAUAGGAAGGGUUGCUCCUGUUGAUUCUGGGUUUUGGUGGAUUAUUCUGCUCCGAGCUUAUACAAAAUCCACAGGAGAUACAUCCUUGGCUGAACAAUCUGAAUGCCAGAAGGGCAUGCGUCUAAUUCUGAGUUUGUGCCUGUCAGAGGGCUUUGACACUUUUCCAACUCUUCUCUGUGCCGACGGAUGUUGUAUGAUUGACCGUAGAAUGGGUGUCUAUGGCUAUCCUAUUGAAAUACAAGCACUCUUUUUUAUGGCACUAAGAUGCGCUUUGCUUCUCCUAAAGCAAGACGUGGAGGGAAAGGAAUUCGUGGAACGUAUUGUCAAACGCCUUCAUGCCCUAACUUAUCACAUGAGGGGUUACUUCUGGAUAGACUUAAAGCAGCUUAACGAUAUUUAUCGUUAUAAAACCGAGGAGUACUCUCAUACAGCAGUCAACAAAUUCAACGUGAUACCCGAUUCGCUUCCAGAAUGGCUGUUCGAUUUUAUGCCAACUCGCGGUGGUUAUUUUGUUGGCAACGUUAGCCCUGCUAGAAUGGAUUUCCGUUGGUUCUGCUUGGGUAACUGUAUUGCCAUUUUGUCAUCACUGGCGACGCCAGAACAGUCCACUGCCAUAAUGGAUUUGAUAGAAUCGCGCUGGGAGGAGUUAGUCGGAGAGAUGCCUCUGAAAGUUUGUUAUCCAGCUAUAGAAAACCAUGAAUGGAGGAUCGUGACAGGGUGCGAUCCGAAGAACACUAGAUGGAGCUACCACAAUGGAGGAUCUUGGCCAGUGCUUCUAUGGCUUCUGACUGCCGCAUGUAUCAAGACCGGACGACCCCUGAUUGCAAGAAGAGCAAUUGAACUCGCAGAAGCGAGGUUACUCAAGGACAGCUGGCCGGAGUACUACGACGGGAAGCUUGGUUGUUACAUCGGGAAGCAGGCUCGCAAGUUCCAAACCUGGUCAAUCGCCGGCUACCUGGUGGCGAAGAUGAUGCUGGAAGACCCUUCACAUAUAGGUAUGAUAUCACUCGAGGAAGACAGACAGACGAAGCCGGCUAUGAGGAGAUCCAAUUCAUGGACUUCCUAGUAGAUCAACGUUUCUUUCUCAUUUUCUGCAAUUUAUCAAUCGUUGACUUGUUUUGAGCUUCACUUCCUGUCAUUUAGAAUCUGCUAAUCUGAACUGACUUCUUUUGCUUGUUGUCUAAGCAAUGCUAGUUGGUAGAUAUUCUCCUGUAUGUCUGCUUUUUUUA
This is a messenger RNA of Rhodamnia argentea, 2361 nucleotides long. Its product is annotated as probable alkaline/neutral invertase B. Gene Ontology annotation, molecular function: sucrose alpha-glucosidase activity; endo-alpha-N-acetylgalactosaminidase activity. The coding region runs from base 480 to 2198 and encodes 572 amino acids. The transcript is spliced from 5 exons. Gene Ontology annotation, biological process: sucrose catabolic process. The record is from RefSeq and is a predicted model, not a curated record. Lineage: Eukaryota; Viridiplantae; Streptophyta; Magnoliopsida; Myrtales; Myrtaceae.